Molecule: messenger RNA, 7679 nt
Organism: Petromyzon marinus (sea lamprey)
Lineage: Eukaryota; Metazoa; Chordata; Hyperoartia; Petromyzontiformes; Petromyzontidae
Source: RefSeq, a predicted model, not a curated record
CUCGUGUAAUGUGCCGGCCUUCGUAGGUGCCCGCGAACAGCACUUGCCCCCAUAAGUCUAUUAAGGCUAUAAGGGUUGAUGUUCUUGGUAUGUCCGUGUUGUUAUUUUGUAUUCACAUACGUUCGUGUGUAGAGCAGUGGUUAGCGCGCUGCGCUGCAAACCCAGAGUCUCGAGUUCGGUUCCCGCUCAUGGCCAGCAUGGCCAGUGACGAUUAUCUGAAAUGGUACUGGGCCUCCCAUAGGUAGACUCAGCCUUAAGUGAGUAGAGUAGUAGCUAGUGCGAUAUGCUGUAUAUACCUAAGAACUGUGGAGACAAAGGCGGCCAGGCACGGUGCUAGCCACACCACCCCCUCAUGUCCCUUUCCGGAUUCAAUAGGUGAUCGCUAAAAACAUUUUCCCCAGCUACUGUUGUCUGUGCAGGAUAUUUAGAUGGGUCUUUGUAUAUUCGAGUGUAUAUGUGGUGUGUGUGUGCGCGCAAGUAUUUAUGUGUCACGUGUUCAUCCCUCCCUUUAACACUAAUGGAAAUGUGUUCAUGCGUAUGGCCCCAUGAAUCCCAAGUGACCCCCAUCAUGAUCCCAAGUGUCCCCCGUGCCUUCCCGUGUUGGCCCCAUGCGAGUCCAUUUGCCCCCACGUACCAAAUCAUGUGUCAACCAUGUGACCCCUCCCCCCAUAAGACCCCACGUAAUGUCACGUGACCCCACGUAAUGUCACGUGAGCCCAUUGUGGGCUCAGGCAGGACGCGUCGCUUCGAAGGGGCGAUGGUCGGAGGUCGAGACUACGGAGUGGCAGCCAAAUGAGGGAAUGCACCCGAGAGGGCGUCCACCACGAAGAUAGGGAGAUGCAAUAAGCUCGUGUUCUGGCGCUCGGUCGAUUUAACAUCGCAAGGGACCGUAAAAGGAAUGGGCGACGGUUUUGAGCAGCCCUUCAUCCAGCAGUGGAUUGUUCAUGGCUGACGAUGACACAUCACAGGACCACGUGACCACGUGGUGUGUCAUCACCAGUGCCCCCAUAGGACAUCGCGUGACCUCCCCACGGGCUCCUGAUUCCAUGUGCACUUAAUGUGACCCCCCCCCCCCACUCUCAUUGCCCCUGCGGGGGUCUCCUUGUGCGCCCCCCUACCCUAGUCCCCCGAAGAAGGUGUUUGUCCUGGACCCCUCGAGUACCCUCUACUACCACUGGCUGUGCGUGGUGUCCGUGCCCAUCAUGUACAACCUCCUCAUGCUCGUGUGCCGGGCAUGUUUUGAUGAGCUGCAGACUGAACACACCUACACCUGGAUGACCCUGGAUCUGCUGUCCGACCUGUUGUACCUCCUCGACACCUUGGUUCGCAUCCGCACAGGGUUCCUGGACCAAGGUCUCCUCGUGCACGACUUGAAGCGUCUUCGACAAAACUACAUGAAGACGCGGUUAUUCAAACUCGACGUUGCGUCCAUCCUUCCCACCGACAUCGCUUAUAUAUGGCUCGGCCCGAACUUCCCGGAGCUGCGCUAUAACCGCGUGGUUCGCAUCUACCGCAUGUCCGAGUUCUUCCAACGCACGGAGACACGCACCAACUUCCCCAACCUCUUCCGCAUUUCCAACCUCGUGCUCUACAUCAUCGUGAUCAUCCACUGGAACGCGUGCAUCUACUUCGCCAUCUCCAAGGUUAUCGGGUUUGGCUCUGAUCAGUGGGUUUAUCCAGACGUCAACAUUCCUGAGUAUUCUCAUCUCAUGCGCAAGUACGUGUUCAGCCUGUACUGGUCGACGCUGACGCUGACGACGAUCGGGGAGACACCGCCGCCGGCGCGCGACGAGGAGUUUGUGUUUGUGGUGUGCGACUUCCUCGUCGGGGUCCUCAUCUUCGCCACCAUCGUCGGCAACGUGGGCGCCAUGAUCUCCAACAUGAACGCGGCACGCGCAAAUUUCCAGACGCGCGUGGACGGGGUGAAGCGCUACAUGCGCCUGCGGGGGGUGACGCGGACCCUUCAGGAUCGCGUCGUCGCUUACUUCGACCACGUGUGGGCGUACGGCAAGGCGGGCGACGAGGCGGCCGUGCUCGCCUCUCUGCCCAUUCGGCUCCGCGCGGAGGUGGCCUCAAACGUGCACAUGGAGACCAUCAGGAAGGUGCGAAUCUUCGCGGACUGCGAGGCAGGGCUGCUCAUUGAACUCGUCCUAAAGCUGAAGCCGCAGGUGUUUGGCCCCGGGGAGUACAUCUGUCGCAAGGGAGACGUGGGGCGAGAGAUGUACAUCGUCAAAGACGGCCGUCUGGCUGUGGUAUCAGAUGAUGGACUCAAGCAGUUCGUGGUUCUGUCUUCAGGAAGCUACUUUGGAGAAAUCAGCAUCCUCAACAUCAAGGGGAGUAAGUCUGGAAACCGGCGCACAGCAAACAUCAUGAGCAUUGGGUACUCGGACCUUUACUGCCUGUCCAAGGACGACCUCAUGGAGGUACUCACAGAGUACCCAGACGCCAAGCAGGCCCUGGAGGAUAAGGGCAAAGCCAUCCUCAUGAAGGACGGCCUAAUCGACGAGGAGUGCACCAAUGUGGGGCCCGACCCCAAGACACUCGACCAGAAGGUGUCCCACCUGGAGACGCUGCUGGACGGGGUGCACACGCGCCUGGCACGCCUCCUGGCGCAGCAGGGCUCAAGCGUGGCGUCGACACGCGCCCGCCUCACCUCGCUGGAGACGGCCGUGUGCGGGAUCGUCUCCUCCCUGGGCAGCGCGACUCCCACGCUCCUCACCAUCACCACACCGCCCGAGGAGUGACGGACCUCGCCAUCGGAGCCGCCGACCUUAUCCCGGGCGGCGAUGUCGACGAAUUACUCGCGGCGGUGGCAGGGACCGUGGCGACGGCGGCAGCGGCGGCGGGAGCGGCAGUAACGGCAACAUCAGCAGCGCGUGCAACAUCACGGACGGCAGCAUGACCAGCUGAAGCGUUGCUAGCAACAUCACAGGCAACGGCAUCAGCAAGCGGCAUAACCGGCAGAAUGGCCGGCAACAUCUGACAUCACCAGCAUCACCAGCAAGCAUCGGCAGCAGCAUCAGCAAAUUAAAUUGCGACAUCACAAACAUCACCAAAAAUGCCGGCAACUUCACCUAUACCAUUGUCAAUAUCACUAACAUCACAAUUAGCAUCGUCGCUCAUGAUAUUGUAAUAUGCUAUCAUCGGCAACAUCUCUAGGAGCAUCGCCGUUAGCAUUGAAUGAGGAACGUGACAAAUAAAACCGGCAACAUCAUUGGCAUCAAUGAUAUCACCAACAACAUCACAAACAUAAUUGGUGGCAUAAUCAUCAUCGUCAUAAUCAUCUCCUACAAAUUCAACUGCAUAAGCAUCAGCAUCCAGGGCUGGAUUCAGGGAUGGGGGUGAAUUUGGGACAUUUGCCCAGGGCCCAAAACUUAAGAGUGGUCCACACGCAAAAAAAGCCCCAUUAAUGUUAUAAUUAAGAAAGUAGGACAGCUUACUCACAUUAUCAUGUUAUUUGAAUUAAAAUGAACAAUUUGAAAUUAAUUAAUUGCCGUGCUUAAUAUUUAUUUCUACCUUCAGUAUUCUCCAUCUGACCUAGAUUCACUCCAUCUGACCUAGAUUCACCCUUGUAAGGGUAGGGUGCGAGGGGGUAGGCGGUAGCUUUUUUUACUCUGGUGUCCCAAGAGCAAAGAUACCUCGAUAUAGCUCUGUCAGCACUAAUAUCACCUUAGCCACCAGUAUCCACAUCAUCAUCAUUGACAUUACAAACAUCACCAGCGUCAUCACCGGCAAAACCACCAAAAUGUCUGAAAAAUCACAUUAAAUAAUUCGCCACCACCUCCACUAUCAUCACCAUCCUCGGCAUCCUCCCCAUGUGUCCGUGGUGUCGCGAAGUGUGUGUAACGGAUGACGUUAACUCCGCACCUUCCUCCCUGCGCCUCUUCACUCCCCAGAUCCUCCACGCUCCUCCUUAGAGCCCAAGCCUAUAAACGUACGUGGAUAAUUAUGGGUAUUAUAAAAUACAUUGAGCUUUCUUUUGUAUCUCCGGGGUGGAGCGGUGACACAGUGAUUGACGAGCUACUGCUAUGACCCCGGCGGCAACCUGGGUUCAAUUCCCAGCCAUGCUUAAGCAUCGGUGGGGGGUAAUAUCUGAACCGCUCCUGGUCUCCCCCUCCCUUCAUCAGCCCGCACUGACCAAUGUGGUGAAAUAUGAUGAAACAAUCUGGAUGAUGAACACGGCGUGGGGAGGGAGACGUGUCGAGUUCAGCAAAGAGAUCGUAGUCACCAUCAGUCUGAUAUUUCCCCAUCAUAGCUAUGGGGUUGAGUUUGCAGAGAGCACAUUGAGACGAGAUGGUGGUGAGACUGGCACGGAGUGGAUAGUGUAUACGGCUCAAUGGGUCACAUUAUACAUUGUUCUAUAUGUAGUACUGUACAUAACUGUGCAGUGCGCUAACCACUACGCCACCGCUCCAUGCCCUCGGUGCGGGCCAAACAUGGCGAGUGAUAUCCGAACCAGUCCUGGGCAUCUCCUUCACCGACCCGCACGAACCAGUGCUGUUAAGUAGAAUCUAACAACCCCAAUGAACAACAAUGUGAGGAGGCCUUCAUCCAGCAGUGGAUUAACAAAGGACCCUGAAUGAACACAAUUCUCUAUCCACGUAAAACAUUGUGUUUUCAUCCAGAAGGAUUUGUUUCAGCAAGCUGGACCGAUUUCGUGCUUCUGGCUCUCAACGAGCAGCAGUCAGGCUUGCAAAACAAACACUCAUCGUUUAAACAAUCCUGUACUGCGUCAAUAAAAUACCAUUUACGUGCUGUGAAGGAAGGCCCUCGACACACUGCUGGCCGUGGGGGUUACUUCACCACCUUUUAUCGCACUUUGUUCAGUGCAUGUCGUGAAGACAGGGAUCACAUAUGUGGCACCAUAAAAGUAAAGUACAACAAUUUAUUUUUCGACGCCGCACUCUGCUGCCCACUUCAUAACUCUGCAGCCUAUUGCACCUGCUAUGCAUGGCAAUUGCCCAUCGAGGCACUAUCCAGGAUUAACAAUCAUGCUCACCUUCUGAGACCUGGUGAGGUUGUGCACACUAAGGGAGGCUGGUCGUCGAUAGUGGAGCAUGAUGUGUAAUAAAUAACGAAACAACUCCCAAGUCCUCAUUGUCAGAUGAACAGAAAUGGUCCAUGAGCCCAGCGGCCUUGCGCGCUAACACUAUCCAGCAGCGUCUAUCGAAGCAUGCAAACUCAUUUUUCAUUGAGCUGUGCAUGCGGGUGGAGCUGGAGUACCCAGAGGAAACCCACAGAUUCAUUGCAACAGGCUUCCAUCGAUUAGAUGCCCCUGUAGUAUAGAUGCGUCUAUACAUAGAACACUGUGUACUUUAAAUAACCUUAAUGCUGCUUCGGUAAGGCAUUACGGUGCCUUAUUACUACCCGAGCUGAAGGAACAUUGACAAUUUAUGACCGUUCUCUAUGUCGGUGUGGCUGGGGCACAGUUCCCUGAUGAGCCCAUUAGAGCAACGAUAUCCAGAAGGGGGGGGAAGGUGGGCGGCAGACCCGGCGUCGUGGUCACGGCUAACAUCAGUGGCAAGUGAUAUCCGAACCGCUCCUAGACACGUCCCUUCAUCAACCCGGACUGACCAGCUUGGUGAAGUAUAUUUAAACAACCCCCAUCACUGGGGGAGGCUUUUUUUGCCCAGCUUAUUUGAUUAAUGACUAAGGGCUACACGCGUGCAGCAAUACUCUGGAUUUUAAUUGACGGUCUGUCGCCAGGCAUGGUUCACUAAUGAGCUCCUGCGAGAGCUAAAUGUAUCCGUUUCUCCCAACGCUGUUGCUCAUUGUCUUCUGAAAAUCUGAUUGCCUAAAAGUUUUACUGAUAUUUGCCAUCGCUCCGUGUACACGGCACAACGGACUUCUCAGAGGACCGACGUUGUGCCUGUUCAUAUUCACGUGAGGCAGUGCUCAAUUCCGGGGCCAUUGGGAGCAAAUGUCACAUUCCCGUGGCAUCUGCCAGUAUAACCGUAGGAAAACAAUCACUGUCGGUAUCCCAAAAAAGUGGCGCUCAUAUUAUCGACCCUAACGGGCUGAUAGGGUGCGGUGACCCACGACUGGCAUUUGAGUUUGCGAUAUUCUGGUUGAGAGCCGAGUGCUCUAUGGUUGCCAGCAAUCAGUAAAUUGAGUCUUGGACAGCUGGGUUUGUUGUAUUGAUCCGCGAUGACCUCUGCCUAUGACCACAUUCCAAGCCUCUUACAGCAGCAGCAGCAGGCUCCGGAGUAAUUGGUGAUUUGAUGGAUCGCAGGGUAUGCAAGGGCAACCACGAGUCCCUCCAUCAGGUCGGUGAGGACAAUCUGCCCGAUCUGACCUCAGUGGUGAGCCUUAAGUUUUUAUGUCAAUGGUGAGCAUUUUGGCUUUAUGUGCAAAACGUUGUGACGCGUAUGAUGAACGCGAGUUGAUGAUGUCCAAUCGCGUCGUGAAUGACUUUCCAUGUUGCUUAAAAAGUUGAUCCACUUUCUACCAAGCGAAAGUGUACGUUGCACUUCGUACAUAGCCAACCGUGCUAAUCGGAGGUCAUUGACAACCCGUGUAGAAUUAUUCCAGUCUCCUCAGUAUCGCCAGUGACUCAGAUCAAGCACAAUAGCAUCGGUAGGACACAGGUCUUAUUGUUCCUGAUUUUCAUGCCAGGUCACCGCUUUCCUGGUCACCAUGGAUGAAGGCCUCCCCAUGCCAUGUUGGUCAUGGGGGGGGUUAUUUGAUCCUACUUCACCACGCUGGUCCAGCUGUGCAGGUUGGUGAGAUGAAGGGCUCAGGAGCGGUGAGAUAUAUCGUCACUGACCUGAGAAUGGGUGCCAAUUGAGCUCGGGUAAUUGGGUUCAAAAUCACUACGGUCCCAAGUCCUUUGUGUAAAUGCGCAAAAAAACAAGUAAACGCGACACGUACUUUAAGAAAGCAAUACUUUAUUCCAGUUAGUAAUUCAUGUUAACGUCAUUGUUAAUAAUAAUAACGAUGAUCAAUGGUGAUGAUGAUGUCAGUGAUGGUGGCGAUGUCAGCGUGAGGCAGACUAUUUACAGCAAGGACUAGGACUGCAACACCCUUCACGUGUCCCGGCCUCCCGUACUCCCGUACUCAUGACUAGCGCUACAACCUCGGGUUCCAAAAUGUUAAAUACAAUUGAGCUCCAUUAGUAUUAUUAGCUUUAGUUAAUUUAAUUGAAAAAAAUAUAUCAAGUUAAAAUUCUACAUUUUGAAUUUAAUUAUCCAAGUAGGUUUUUUAUUGUCGUUAUUUAAUAAAACCGAGAGUUUAAAUGGAUAUGAAUUGUGGAUUAUACAGUGUAUUGAUUAAUUUAGUCAGCUAUUUGCCCUCCUGUGUGAGGGGUGGGGAAUCUGUGCCCCAUCCCCUGAACCUUGACCCCCACCCCUCCCCCAUCAAUGGGAAGUGCUGUAAUACCACCAAAUAACUCGCUUUCCCAUAACCCUGAAAAUAAUAUUCAGAGUGGUACGGGAUUCAAACUUAGACUCGUAUUGUACUGAAACCUUAUCUUGCAUAGGAUGGAUGCAGAGUCGUAUGGAAUUACCUGGUGUCGGCUUUGAAAUGUGUCAUAAAAGUAAUACUCUGCAAGGGGAUUCAUACUGCAACAGUAUUUUCACUUCAGUUAGGAUCAGGAUUAGGGGUUAGAAUCCGGGUUAAACCACUACACUCCAAAUGAAACCGUACUAAACCCAAAUGCCAGAUAACUUUUGCUCUGGAUC